Molecule: messenger RNA, 2019 nt
Organism: Microthlaspi erraticum
Lineage: Eukaryota; Viridiplantae; Streptophyta; Magnoliopsida; Brassicales; Brassicaceae
Source: the annotation of a GenBank genome assembly
AUGCAGAACCGCUGGUUCUCUAAUGGUCGAGCUUCCACCCCGAACCUUCCGCUUCUCACCGCUGGUGAUGGUCUUCUCCCGCCUCCCUUAAUCCCUCCCGACUCCUCUGACCCCAAUUCAUCGUACUCUACCCAUUUUCCCUCCCUUUCCCCUUCUCUUAGCCUGAAAAAAUCCAGAUCUUCUCCACAAACUGCUCCUCAUAAGAAGCUAGUGGAACAAGGAUCUGGGCAGUCUCUACCCGCAACUACUGAUGUCGCAAAAGCUCAGUCCUCCUCCAAAACUACGAAAGCCCCUAGAUCAAACUUGGAUGAUCCGAAGCUGAAAACUAUUGUUCUAGAGCCAAAAGCCUCAACAGAGAAUCACACUACCAAGGCAGCCGUAACUAACCAAAAAGCCCCUGCAGAUGUCGAGAUGACUCAAGCCGCGAACGAAAACCCUUCACUCCAGCCACAAUCGGACUCGGGAUCUAGUGGUACUGUUCCUGGAUCUGAUUGUACUGUUCAAAAAACCCUAUCCAAAGAAAAAAUCUUCACUAUCCUCCCACCAAAAACUACAAGCCCCAUCCUUACUAAUAAGGCCUCCUCCUCCUCAAAAAACCCUAAAACCACACCUGAAAUCCCCACCACCAAACCCCCUGUCUCAAUCCCAACUCCAAAACCCUCUCAGCCUGAAUCAGACAUCCCUCACCCUAACCCAAACUCUUCUCAUCCAACACUAGCCGAAAAAAUUAGAGUCUUCGUUGACAAGUCUUUAAAACGUUUGGCUCCAGUCACUUACUCAAAAAAAGGUACACCGAGAAUUCUCAUCCCUGAUGCAGUAUUCCAAGAAGGUGCAGAAAUUCACAAAGAUUUUAUUGUCUGCUACUUCAACGGAAGAGCUCCUCCCUACAGUCAAAUCCAGAGUGUACUGAACCACAUGUGGGGAAAGGGAAGAAGGCUAGAGAUUCACAACAAUCCCCUUACGAGGUCCAUGAUAGUAAGGAUUCAGAAUGAGUACCUGAGAACAAAAAUCCUUGAAAAAGGAGUUUGGUAUGUGGGUGACUCGAUGUUCCAUACUGCUAAAUGGACGGCUGCUCAUGCCUCAGUCGAUACGCCUCUAGUGUCCAUCCAACUUUGGGCUCACUUGACCGGUGUCCCACUAGACCUGAGGCAUCAAAAAGGACUUAGUCUCGUCGCUGGUUUGGUUGGAGAACCAAAAGAGACGGAUGACUUCACAAAGAAUCUAGUAAGUCUUACUCUCGCUCACGUUAAAGUGGAAGUGGAUCUUACAAAAGAACUCCCUUGGGUUGUUGAGUUUGAGAAAGAUAGUGGCGAAGUUGUGGAGGUCCAAGUAGAUUAUCCAUGGCUUCCUCCGAAAUGCUCUCACUGCCAAGAAUUGGGCCACAUAGCGAAGAACUGCCUGCUGCUUCCUAUGAUGCCGAGAGAAACUCCUUUUCGUCCAGUGAAAGAAAAACCUCAACAGGUUUAUCAAAAAAAGAAAGACAUUGCUGAUCCACAAAAAGAUUCCAUUGCCCUCCCUCUACCUUCGAAAAAGCCAAUCCAUGUCUCCAAGGCAGGAGUCGGCCCCUCUUUAGAAAUCGGUAUUGCAAACCCUGCCCCUCCCUUAAAUCUCCCUAAAACCCCAAUCCCAACCCUCCAAUCUAACCCUUCCCCUACUACCUCUAUCUCACCCCCUCCCUCUACUGUACCUAAAAAUCCCACCCCUUCCGAUUCCACUACCUCGGUUAUCAUAGCGCUCCCUGCUACAAUAACCCCAUCAGGUGAUCCAUACCCUUAUAGCCCUCCUCCACCGCCUAACCUCUCUGGUCUAAAAAGAUGUCGUUCAAGUCCCACUCUUUCGUCCCCUAAACAACUAGACCCAUCUCGUCUUAAGCCCUCUUUUGUUCCCCAAAAUCCUCAUCCUCAAACUCUUUUCCCUCCCCCAUCUCAGACUCACUUACAAAAUUCCUUCUCCUUAUUAACUGUCCCUUCCUCUUAUGAAGAUCCCUCCACCCAAGAAGAGUCUUUACCCUCUACCUAA